AUGGCAGACUCCCUCCCCCUCCAGGUAGCCGAAACCCUCCAAACCUCGCACAUCAACCCCUCCCCUUCCGCCGCCCACGACACCAACCCAUCCACCGCCGCCUCCAAAAAGACUCCCGUCCACAUCUCCUCAACAUCAGACCCCGAAACCGACCUAUCCGACCUCUCCGACGACGAUGAAGACUACCCCCAUUCCUCUUCCCGCAAAAUAAAACCCGUCUCCCGCCAUCACCUCCCCCCGCUCCCCGACCUCAGGUUUGAACAGUCCUACCUCGCCAGCAUCAAAAACGCGGAUACCUGGUGGAAGAUCGCUCUAAUCACGGCGAGGGAUCAGAUGAUCAUGCCUCUCGUUCAAGGCGUUGCUUACAACCUCGCGAUUUGCGGUUGGCAGCAUUGGAACAGAAAUGCCCAGCUCAGCGGGCAGAGCCUGGGUGCGCGGGUGAGGCGAUGGUGGUGGGGUGUGAAUAACUGGCCGAUUCCCGGGGAGAGGGGGUAUAAGAGGAGGUAG
Messenger RNA from Podospora anserina S mat+, 507 nucleotides. RefSeq lists its product as uncharacterized. Gene Ontology annotation, molecular function: mitochondrion autophagosome adaptor activity. The transcript is spliced from 2 exons. NCBI's taxonomy places the organism in Eukaryota, Fungi, Ascomycota, Sordariomycetes, Sordariales, Podosporaceae. Gene Ontology annotation, biological process: mitophagy. The record is from RefSeq and is a predicted model, not a curated record. Bases 1 to 507 code for a protein of 168 amino acids.